Messenger RNA from Didymodactylos carnosus, 812 nucleotides. The record is from the annotation of a GenBank genome assembly. Lineage: Eukaryota; Metazoa; Rotifera; Eurotatoria; Philodinida; Philodinidae.
AUGAAUGUGACAUGUCAUGCUUGUAUUGGUGGUGUGAAUCAUCAUGAGGAUAUGAGACGUCUUGAAGCAGGUGCCCAAGUUGUUGUUGGUACACCUGGUCGGACCUAUGAUAUGUUAAAGAGAUGAGCACUUCGUACGUGAUUUAUGUCUUGUAUGUGUCUCAUUUUUAUCCUCCUUCAUGUCGUAGGUAGUAAAAACAUCAAAAUGUACGUAUUGGAUGAAGCUGAUGAGCUUUUAUCUCGUGGCUUCAACGCGCAAAUUUAUGACGUAUUUACGGCGAUGCCAGAAAAUGUUCAGGUGAUUGUUGUAUCGAUUACGAUACCCUGCGAAUUACUCGAAAUCACAGCGUAACCUUUAAGAAUGAAUAUUUAUUGAACAAAUUUCAGUUUUAGAGAAAUGACAGAAAACGAACCCGAAAUACAUGGUUUAAGAGCACGUUGUUGAAAAUCCGAAGGACGUUCGAGACCAUAGCCAUAGAUGCCACGUAAAAGUGGUUCUCGCAAGUUCACCUGAUCGAAGUGCUCGACUACUUCUGUUAAGCAACUUAGGGUGGUUUCGUCUCUCGACAAAGAUGGUUUGAUCUCAUUACGUUCCCGCGAAAGGACGUCUGUCCUCUCAUUCUGGUGACUAUCAUUCCUAAAAACAAAUAUCAACUAUUCAAUACGUGAGUCUUUCGAAAAUCAAUCUGCUCGUGAGGUGACUAUAAUGACUCAUCCGUUAUUAGGUGCGCCUUAGAAAUAUUCAUCGAAGAUCUACGAAUCUGUACAAGAUUUAGACUUAUACCUUUGAUCAAGCAAGAGUUAUAGGUGCCU